AAAGCAUUCUUUUCUAUUUUCUCUCCAAACUCCUUCCCUCUCACGUACAAAAGCAUAAGGAUUUUUAUUUUUUAUUUUUAUUUUCUCCUGACACCCUUUCCUUCCAACCGAACGAAAGCAUGAGAGUUUUUGUUGGACAGUACCGUCAAUAUAUUUGUCAAUUAAUGAUAAACUAGUGUUGUUACACGAUGGCUUGAUUAAGAUCUAAGUUCGCUCUUCAAACGCCUAUUCGACACAACAAAGUACUGUCUCUCUAAAGUGCCUUUUCUCGUAAUCAAUCUCUCUCUGCAUAUACAUAUACAUUCCUACACAUAUUGAUGGACCAGGUUUUUUGAACAACAACGGCAAAAAGAGGUUCAGCAGAUCUGCCUCCAUUGACAUUAACGACCAUGAGUGAAAGAAUUUGAGGAAAUUUCAGGACUUUCAUUUAAAGAGGAUUUUUGGCAGGGGUUAUGAGCGUGAUGGGCUUUAUUACUUUCGGGAACCACCUGGAAUGGGAAUAUCUUCAUCUGGAGAAUCUUGAAGUCCUCAUCUCCACUAUAACUGAUAGAUGCCAGUGAGGUUUGACUGAGGAAUUCUGUUUUUUGGUGUGUAUAUGCGGAGAUGAAAGGAGGAAACUUUAGUAGAUUUUGGGGGAGACAAUUUUCUUUUACUAUGGUUCUUAUUUUUACUACCUUUUUUCUAUGGUCUUGGGAGAAAAACCCUCUUCUCACGACUUUGCUCUCAGCUCAAGAUCAGUUCAUAAUGCCUUCUUCAGAUAUGCACAUAGAUGAUUACAGUGAUUUGGCAGUGUCUUUACACUCAACGAAGCAUAUAGCGAAAGAACAGUCACAUUCACAAGUGGCUGAUGAUACAAGAAAUGCUGAAACAGUGCAAGGUUUUGAUAAAGCACUAGUGAAUAUAACAUCCACAUUCUCUUCUGAAAGAAAAGAUAAUGACAAGAUUCUUAGGUCAUCUUUCAAGAAGAAAGUUUGUAAUUAUGCGAAGGGUAGAUGGGUUGCAGACAACCGCCACCCACUGUAUUCUGGGUUUGGUUGUAAGCAGUGGUUAUCGGACAUGUGGGCAUGUAGACUGACCCAACGCACAGAUUUUUCUUAUGAGGGAUAUCGUUGGCAACCAGAAAAUUGUGAGAUGCCAGAAUUUGAAGGGUCAAAUUUCUUAAGAAGAAUGCAGGACAAAACUAUUGCUUUUGUAGGAGAUUCCCUGGGCAGGCAGCAAUUCCAAUCUCUCAUGUGCAUGGUCACUGGUGGUGAAGAGAGAUUGGAAGUUCAAGAUGUUGCAUGGAAAUAUGGUCUUGUCAAUCCUCGUGGAGCAAUUCGUCCUGAUGGCUGGGCUUAUUAUUUUCCGGACACCAACACUACAAUCUUGUAUUACUGGUCAGCAAGCCUUUGUGGCAUACAGCCCGUUAACGACACAGAUCCAGCAACUGAAUUCGCCAUGCAUUUGGACCGCCCUCCAGCAUUUUUGAACCAAUUUCUGGAUCACUUUGACGUUCUGGUUCUUAAUACAGGACAUCAUUGGAACAGAGGGAAACUCAAAGCAAAUAGGUGGGUGAUGUAUGUAGACGGAAAGCCUCUUGAAGAUAGGAAGCUUGCACAAAUGGGGAAUGCAAAAAAUUUCACAGUUUAUAGUAUUGCCAGAUGGCUUGAUUCGCAAAUUCCUUCACAUCCACAGCUUAAAAUUUUCUUUAGGACCAUCUCACCAAGGCAUUUCUUUAAUGGGGACUGGAACACUGGAGGGAGCUGUGAUAAUACCACUCCAUUGGCUGGUGGGAGUGUUGUUUGGCAAGAUGAAUCCAGUGAUCCUGUUAUUUCUGGUGCUGUUAAGGGCACAAAGGUGAAGAUUCUGGAUAUAACUGCACUUUCUCAACUGAGAGAUGAAAGUCACAUAUCGCGCUACAGUAUAAAAGCAUCGGAGGGCGUACGGGAUUGCUUACAUUGGUGUCUACCUGGCAUUCCCGACAUAUGGAAUGAAAUCCUUUGUGCACAAAUAUAGGGUUAAUCAUGUCAUCUGAACAUGGCAUUAAGGCAUAGUCAGUAGAAGCGGCAUUCAAUUCAGUCCCAAUAACCAAGUAUUGUGUUUCUUAAAGGUACAGUGAUAACAUAGAAGAGAGUUAAAUAACCAAGUAUUGUGUUUCCAGUGAAAACUUAGGAGGUAUUCAAUUAUCCAGAUAGAAUGUCAAAUUGAUAGUUAUCUCAUGGAUUUCUUUUGUAAGUUCAAAUUGCAGUUAGAUUAAGAAAGCAGCCUUGCGGCUUUUUGUUCU
Cornus florida is the source of this 2263-nucleotide messenger RNA. Its product is annotated as protein trichome birefringence-like 14. The record is from RefSeq and is a predicted model, not a curated record. Gene Ontology annotation, molecular function: acetyltransferase activity. Bases 604 to 1995 code for a protein of 463 amino acids. Gene Ontology annotation, cellular component: Golgi apparatus. Gene Ontology annotation, biological process: xylan biosynthetic process; xyloglucan metabolic process; plant-type secondary cell wall biogenesis. Lineage: Eukaryota; Viridiplantae; Streptophyta; Magnoliopsida; Cornales; Cornaceae. The transcript has 6 exons.